Chaetomium strumarium is the source of this 1198-nucleotide messenger RNA. RefSeq names its product thioredoxin-like protein. The transcript is spliced from 2 exons. Lineage: Eukaryota; Fungi; Ascomycota; Sordariomycetes; Sordariales; Chaetomiaceae. The record is from RefSeq and is a predicted model, not a curated record. Gene Ontology annotation, cellular component: cytoplasm. Gene Ontology annotation, biological process: protein folding. The coding region runs from base 264 to 1046 and encodes 260 amino acids.
CACUGUACCACCGCGGAGGCGGGGCAUCGAGGUACCUAACCCUACAAGGUACCUGGAUGUAUGCCAUCACUUUCACUCGAGGAGCUAGCAUCGCGUCCUCAACACUAUCAGGCAGCAACAUGGAGGAAACAUAACAAAGUUACCCGUGGCUUAGAGCGAUCCGUAUCGAACCAAACCGUCCAUAACCGAGACUACGAAUCUCCUGACCUCUUCCGCUCACACACAUCCUCAGUUCUGAACUCGUGGCUUCCUUGCACCUCAAGAUGGCAGCCCCCGCGGACCAACGGAUCGCGGUCCCCAUCGAUGACCCAAACGCGGAUACAGAAUGGAACGACAUUCUGCGCAAACACGGGAUCAUCCCGGAGAAGCCCCCAUCCCCGACCCCGCUCAUCGAAGAGGCCAUCCUCGAAGCGCGCCGGCUCGCGCACGAGAAUCGUCUAGAAGGCAAAGACCUGUCCGACCUCUCCGACCUCGAAGACGAGGAAGACGAGGCCUUUCUCGAGCAAUACCGGCAGAAGCGCAUGCAGGAGCUCUCGGCGCUGCAGAAGAAGUCCGUCCACGGCGCCGUCUACCCGAUCUCCAAGCCCGAGUACCAGCGCGAGGUCACCGACGCCUCCCACAACGGGCCCGUGUUCGUCAAUCUCACUUCGCCCCAGGGCAGCAACGUCGAGUCGCGUGUGCUGUCCCAGCUCUGGCGGCAGGCGGCGCAGGAGUAUGGCGAGCUCAAGUUCUGCGAGAUGCGCGCCGACAAGGCGAUUGAAGGGUAUCCGGAGCGCAACUGCCCGACGAUUCUUGUCUACAGCAAGGGGGAUAUCGUCAAGCAGGUGGUCACGUUAGCGACGGUGGGCGGCGUCCGGAUGAGCAUGCUGGAUCUGGAUAAGAUUCUGGUGGAGGUGGGCGCGGUGAAAGAUAGUGAUAUGCGGGUGAUCAAGCGGAGGCGGGCGGCGGAGGAUGGCGAAGAGGAGGGAAAGGCAGCUGGUGCGAGCAGAGGUAUCAAGAGCAGUAGGGACGCGAUGAAACAUGAUGACGAUGACGAUUGGGACUGAGCGCCCCUGGCUGAUUUUGGGGUUGGGUCACUCGGCGAGAGCGAGCCGGGCCAUCUCAUGAGGGAAGUCGAAGGUUAGCCUGUGGGGUUAUGGCUCUGGCUGCUCGAGCGUCUGGACCACCUGGCUGGGGUUGUGCCUGACUCUGACACCUC